GGGUUUUUGACAACCCCUCCCACCUCAGUUAAUUCGAGGRUGAGACGCGGACGGCUGUUUAUUGACUUAAUUGCUUUGACAAAAAUGUUCACCUUACUGCUGCUAAUUUUCGCUUAUUGUUUAAAUGAAGCGAACUCACAUUCACCGAGGAUGGUGUUCAAAUACGAAGAGGCUCCAGUUAAAAGGUUUCCAUUGCGUCAACAAAAUKUGCCUGUUCAGAUUCUCUUCGGAGAACGGUCGGCUAAUGUUACAUCUGUUGAAAAGACCCGUCUGGCUUUCUACAACUUUGAUAACACCGGGAAGGUUGCUAAAGACACAGAGGUCCAGUGGGAGGAUUGCCCCAGCRAUGGCUGCAAAAUUGCAGUGGUUCAUCAGAGGGAAAAAGGAAAGCCGCUGUUUGUUUGUACAAGUGCGACCAAAGACAGGACUUCAGAUUGCUGUGACCUGGAUUCAUCAGGGUCACUCACAUGUGAUAAAAUYGACAAUAUUAACAAUUUUAACAUUAAGGAAGGUGAAAAGUCUGCUCUUGAUGAAACUGAUGAAAAAACAGAUCUCUACCUUACGUCCUCUGGGGCUCAYGAGAAUGUUGGCAUCCACAAGUUUGGAAGUAAAAGAGUGAGACCAGUCAAUCAUGGGAACGAGCAGUACUAUUUGGGAUUGGUUCUGAGCAAAAGACAAGAAGAGCCAUUGCAGAACAAAGUUUAUUCUUUUUAUAAGCAGAAAAACAAAGACACAAGCCCGGACUCUAACAUGUGGCUCCCCUUUGUCAGCCAGGUUUGCAUGGCUGAUAUGGGGGGUCCCAAGAACAACCUGCAGUUUAGCUGGACAUCUCUGAUGAAUGCAAGGCUCUACUGUGGUCACAAUACAGUGGACAACAAACAGCAUUUCUUUGAGCUGGUGGAUGUGGCUACUGUACAUUCAGACCRUUGGAAKGACACCAGAGUUUAUGCACUGUUCAGAAAUGAAUGGGGCAUGAGUGCUGUGUGCAUCUAUACAAUAGGAGACAUCGAAAACGUUUUCACCAGAUCUCCCUUUAUUGAUUCAGACCAGAACGAAGAGGGCAGGAAAAAGUGUGUUCGUGACAGCACCAAGCUUUCUACUAACAUCCUGGGGAGAGUCGAAAAGGUUUUGGAGAUGAAGGAGUGGGUGAAGCCCAGGAUGGACCCAGUUCUCCUCAACCAUCACAACUACACCCGAAUCUUUGUUGAUGCUUCCCCAGGGAAUCAACACGCAGUUAUGUUUCUCUCUCUAAGUAACGGUGCGAUUCACAAGGCAUUACAGUUGGAAAGUCAUUCUUUCAUCAUCGCUGAGUAUCAACCUUUUAACUACUCAGCCCACAUCCUCAACUUUGUCCUUAACCCCUUUACUAAAAAGCUGUACGUGAACUCACAAACUGAGCUGGUCCAAAUUGACGUGGGAAACUGUGGCCAGUAUGGGAAAAACUGUCCGGACUGUGUUCUGUCCAGAGAUCCAUACUGCGGCUGGAAAAACAAACAAUGCACCUCUGAGACGAGUGGUGCACGUCAAGAUGUGGUCCACGGAAACCAUAGCAUUUGCUCAGAAGACCCAGCAUCACCACUUCCACGCUUAGCUGGAGGCACCAAAAGUCAUGUAGACAACUCAGUGAAAAGCAUGACAGUUCCCUCUGAGUCCAGCUACUUCCUGCGAUGUCCAGUGUCAUCCCAUCAUGCCCAGUAUACCUGGAAAACUCCUGGAGGCUCCAGUUCCUGUAACCCGAGGGACGACCAGUGUCUUCUGCUGAUCGACAGCAUGACUCCCAGUCAAGAGGGAGUGUAUAAAUGUGAGUCUGAGGAAAUGGGCUAUCGAAAAGUCCUGGCACAGUACAAGCUGAGAUCUUCAUCUGCAGGCCAGAUAUUUGGUCCAACUGUCUGGAUCCUUAUUGCAGCAGUCUUCAAAAGUGUCUGGUUUUAGUCCUGAGCCUUUAAGCACAUUUUUCUUUAAUUGCAGCAAAUUAAAUCUUGAAGAAGAUCUAUCAGAGCUUGAGGUCGGUGUAGUCAAACAGGCUAGACAAAGUGAAAAUAUUGUUGCAAAAACAAAGAAAAAAUAAUCAUGGUGAAAGAAUGUGAAACAGACUCAAAAGUUAUUUGAGCAGCAGCACUGUUCUCAUGUUUAGAUGUUCCUUUACGYUAUUUACUAGAUAUUUUUWAAAAAAUGUUAUGGACAUUUAUUUCAAGAUGAUCAUUAUUGAUGUAACAACGCACAUCUGUUAAAAACCGGAAAAGGGCUUCAGGAAGUCUAUAAAAGGACCUGUAAAAGGAUUUCCAUUUACAGAUCAGGUGCUUUUAUGGACUUCCUGAAAAAGUAAGUCCAUACUUGGACUUCCUAGAAUAGACUUUCUGAAAUAAGAAGUCCAUACUUCCCUUUUCAGUACAAAAAAGAAGUAUGCUACAUCCAUUUGCCACAAAACGCAGUCUGAAAUGUCGGAAAAAAUAAUAAUAAUUAAUUUAAUUUACAUUUACCUGCAACCUACCAUCACCAAUUAGAUUCCUUUUGAUUGAAGCGAUGAUAAAUUCUGAUUGGGGCGAUUAUGAGAGGGAAGUGUAAACUCACAUUAUUGAAUCAAGACAAAUUUAAUGACAUGCUACAGCAGCAGAGCCACGCAGGUGCAGAAAGGCCCAACGUUAUCAUCCUCCUGAGUAAAUCUGAUGAGGAUCCAGUCAUUURGCUCURGGGGAACUGCCCAACACACACUUUCUAUUCCUCACACAACUGCACCAGGAUUAGGGUGAGUGUGGUCCCGCAGCCGUAGCUGCAUGUUAGGUCUAACAUGYAUGCACAUACAGCUGCCAGAUUCAGCUGAAUGUGCAAGUGACUAAGUGAUAUGUAAAGGUGAAGGGCAUGAUUAUCACAUUGAAAGUUGAAAGUAGUUUUUAGUAUUUAAAGCUGGGAAACACUGAUUGUAGUCAAAAUAAUCCAGGAUUUAUAUCAGUAUUAAAGAUCCAUUUUUGUGUUUUACAGGUGGGCUUAGUUAGUUUCAGAAUAAACUCAUUUGUAGCCCGUAGUCAGUCAUCACAAASCCAACAUUAAAAUGAUCAUUAAUAUUGUUUUGUUUACAUCUUUAAGUGUCUUUCAGUGACUUUUUUUACAGUGUUUAAUCAUAUUUCCAAAUAGUUGCGUAAAGUUUUAUCAGAAAUCAAAUGGAAAUGUAUAUUUAGACAUGUUGGAAAUAUGUGAUGUUCUUGAAAUAUGCGAUGUUGAAAAUAUAGCACAAUAGCACCUAAGCAUUAUAAAGUUAUAUAUACUGCUMAAAAAAAAAGGGAACACUUAAAC
This is a messenger RNA of Poecilia reticulata (guppy), 3291 nucleotides long. Its product is annotated as semaphorin-7A. Lineage: Eukaryota; Metazoa; Chordata; Actinopteri; Cyprinodontiformes; Poeciliidae. Gene Ontology annotation, cellular component: plasma membrane. Gene Ontology annotation, biological process: semaphorin-plexin signaling pathway; positive regulation of cell migration; ossification involved in bone maturation. Gene Ontology annotation, molecular function: semaphorin receptor binding; chemorepellent activity. The record is from RefSeq and is a predicted model, not a curated record.